GAAUUUUGGAAGAUAUAAUUAGAAAGGUACAACCUGGGUAGAAAAUUGUACUCCUUAUCGAGCAUUUUUGAAAAUAUAAUUGAGAAAGUGGAAUCUGGAUAGAAAAUUGUUUUACCUACGAAGCAUUAUAAAAAUUGACAGAGCAAGGAAAAUGAGCGACGAACCUACCUACAAACUAAUCUGCUUCAAUGCCCGUGGUAGUGCCGAACAUAUACGGUACAUAUUUGCAUACAUUGGCAUCGAGUAUACCGACGAGAGGAUCCCCGUAGAACUCUGGCCUGAAUACAAGGAUUCAAUGCCUUAUAAAAAGCUGCCUGUGCUGGAGGUAGACGGGAAACCGGUAGCGCAGGGUAACGCUGUGGCGCCUUACUUGGCGAGGAAGUACGAUCUAACGGGAAAUUGCAAAGGGGAUGCGCUGAUAUGCGAAGUGCUCGUCGAUACUCUUGAAGAUUUGGAGCAAGACGACAUGGGCGGACUUCGUAUUUGCAGCGGCCCUUGAAAAUUUCGAGUAUAUGUUUGGGGCACCAGCUUUGGAUAA
Molecule: messenger RNA, 538 nt
Organism: Bombus huntii
Lineage: Eukaryota; Metazoa; Arthropoda; Insecta; Hymenoptera; Apidae
Product: hematopoietic prostaglandin D synthase-like
Exons: 4
Coding region: 152-499 (115 amino acids)
Biological process (GO): glutathione metabolic process
Molecular function (GO): glutathione transferase activity
Source: RefSeq, a predicted model, not a curated record